UAUUGUGAAUCAGUCUGAUGAACCUAGUGAAUUUGAUGAAUUUGACGAAUUUGAUGAAUAUAAUAAGCCUGAUGAGUUUGAUGAAUCUAAUGAAAGAUUAAAAAUAAUUAGCGAGUUUAUGGCUGCUAAUAUGAGAAUUCCAGAGCUUUCAAUAAUUUUGAAAGAAUAUACUGAUACUGUAUAUCGAUAUGCGAGUGAAUUUCUUAUUACACAUGAAAUUAUAUAUCGAUGUAUGAGCAAAUAUAUUAAAACACAAGAAAUUGCGCAGCAAUAUAACAAUCUUGACGCAUAUGGCUCUAUUCCUGUUACUAUUGCUGAAAUUCCAGUUGACGUAACG
Molecule: messenger RNA, 337 nt
Organism: Racocetra persica
Lineage: Eukaryota; Fungi; Glomeromycota; Glomeromycetes; Diversisporales; Gigasporaceae
Source: the annotation of a GenBank genome assembly